CAUCGAAUGAAUAUAUAUUUUUAUUAAGAUUUUAAUAGAGAGGUAUUCUAAAUAAUUACCCAGAUGAUUUCUAUUGUAAUCAGAUUGUAUAAUGAAUAUUGCAAGAGGAAUGGGGCUAACCUUUAAUAGAAUAAAUCACUUAAAGGAAUGCUUAUUCUCUCCUAAACAUUUAUUGUACACAAAUAUAGGGAUAUCGAUUUCGCUUUCUGGCAUAGGGGAUGUUUUAGAACAACAUUAUGAGAUAUUAAAGGGCAAAUGGGAUAAAUGGAGUUUUACCAGAACGAGAAAUAUGUCUGUUUCUGGCGUGUCUAUUGGGAUAGUUUGUCAUUACUGGUAUAAUUUUUUAGACACUAGAAUGGCUGGACGUACUAUUGGUAUAGUGUUAAAAAAAGUUUAAUACAGGGAAUCUGGGUAACAGUACAAGUACUCCAUGCGAAUCUGCUGCCAACCAUAUAUGGCCUUGCGCA
Messenger RNA from Trachymyrmex septentrionalis, 467 nucleotides. Its product is annotated as mpv17-like protein 2. Bases 92 to 397 code for a protein of 101 amino acids. The record is from RefSeq and is a predicted model, not a curated record. The transcript is spliced from 4 exons. NCBI's taxonomy places the organism in Eukaryota, Metazoa, Arthropoda, Insecta, Hymenoptera, Formicidae.